Nelumbo nucifera (sacred lotus) is the source of this 1914-nucleotide messenger RNA. RefSeq names its product SUN domain-containing protein 2-like. The record is from RefSeq and is a predicted model, not a curated record. NCBI's taxonomy places the organism in Eukaryota, Viridiplantae, Streptophyta, Magnoliopsida, Proteales, Nelumbonaceae. Gene Ontology annotation, cellular component: nuclear envelope. Gene Ontology annotation, molecular function: protein-membrane adaptor activity.
CCCGACGGGGUGCGCCCCAUAUGCACAUCUCCCAUAUUUGUUACUGGUUUGUUUCCAAUUGGAACAUCUCCCGUACUUGUCACUGAGAUGUUUCCAUUACACGGUUGGGAUGUAACGUAGGGCUGUUUUUGGGGCGCGCUAUGCGAAUUCAUGUUCUCCGUUCUUCGUCUUCGUUGCUAAAUCCAAAUAGCCAAACAUAUACGAAAAUUUACAAGCUUUGCCAUCGUACCAGAAUCUCAGAUAUUCUCUCGGGAUUUUCAAAUCUGGUCUUGUAAGGCAAGAUUAAGGUUGAAGAAUGUCUGCUUCGACUGUUGCGAUUGCUGCAAAUCCAGCGGUCAGCAACAGCCCUUCUCUGGCUUUGGCUUCUAAGCCAAAUGCAAGGAGGAGAGCAGUUGUUGUCACCGAGAAGAAAUCCGGCAUUGAAAUGGUCGCAGAAGGGGCAGUUUCUGAAACGGGUGAUGAGAAGGGUGGGAAUGGAAAGGAUUUGAGUCAUUCCAUUAGGGGAGAGACGGUUCUUGAGAAGCCGAAGGAUCUGUUGCAGUCGAAGAGGAAUUUGGUGAAUUCAACGGUUUCACCAAGGCGUACUAGGAAGGUUGUUUUGAAACCUGAGAAGCCCAGAUGGAUGACUGUAGUUAGUAUUUUCACGAAGAAUUUCGUGCUUCUGCUUGUUCUAUUGGGGUUGGUUCAGAUGAUUAGGAAAUUGGCUCUUAAAAAUGAAAAUAGUGGUAUACCUCAGGCGGGAGCAUUGGAUUUUGAAGGGCGGGUAGCAGAAGUUGAAGAAUUUGUGAAGACAACGACAAAUAUGAUGCAGGUUCAGGUGGAUGUGUUGGAUAAGAAGAUACAUAAGGUUGAAGAGAAGGGCAAUUUGCUUGAAGGGGAGGUGAAGAAAUUGGAGGAUAGAACUGAUAGAUUGGAUGCAUCUUUGCAAGAGUUGAGGGAUACUGAUUUCUUUCCCAAGGAGGAUUUCCAUAAAUUUGCUGAUGAGUUGAAGAAGAGUAAUAGCCUUAAGGAAAGUUAUAAGCAAUGGAGCUUGGAUGAGAUUAAGGCUAUUGCAAGGGAAAUAGUCAGGAAAGAGGUUGAAAAGCAUGCGGCGGAUGGACUUGCCAGAGUGGAUUAUGCAUUGGCUUCUGGUGGGGGAAUGGUGGUCAGGCAUUCGGAGCCUUACAUCCCUGGCAGUGGUAGAAGUUGGUUUUUGGCUACAGGACGAAAUAGGGUUCAUAGUGAUGCACAAAAAAUGUUGCAACCCAGUUUCGGAGAGCCUGGUCAUUGUUUUCCUUUGGCAGGAAGCAAGGGUUUUGUUGAGAUCAAGCUGAGGACAGUGAUUGUACCAGAGGCAGUUACUUUGGAGCAUGUUACUAAGAGUGUUGCCUAUGACAGAGCAAGUGCUCCAAGGGAUUGUCGGAUCUCCGGAUGGUUACAAAAACGUGAUAUUGAUCCAUCCAGCCAGGAAGAGAAGAUGUUUUUAUUGACAGAGUUUACUUAUGACCUUGAUAAGAGCAAUGCACAGACCUUCAAUGUGGACCCAACAAAUUCAGGUGCUAUCAACUUUGUUAGGCUCGACUUCACUUCCAACCAUGGAAGCCUCACUCACACUUGCAUCUAUCGCUUGAGGGUACAUGGUUAUGAACCUGAUACAAUUGCAGCCUUGGCAAUGCAAUCGUGAUUUAAAAAGCAUCAUCCCUUUUCUCUACCGUACUGCUGAUAUUCAAGUUAUUUUUGUAGUUUAUCUUUUGUUGUACUUCCUCUUUCUUCCGAUGUCCAUCAACUAUCUUCUUGUGACAAUGUAAAUUUUUCGGACUCUAUGUUUUAGUUCUUUCUCUGUACUGGUUGUUCUAAGAUACUAUCUUAACUGGGCAUAUCUGAGACCCGAAACUGAUUGAAAUAGAUUAUGAUGUGAACACAAAGUUAUUUUCC